Molecule: messenger RNA, 1877 nt
Organism: Fusarium graminearum PH-1
Lineage: Eukaryota; Fungi; Ascomycota; Sordariomycetes; Hypocreales; Nectriaceae
Exons: 3
Coding region: 275-1168 (297 amino acids)
Source: RefSeq, a predicted model, not a curated record
AUUUACAAAGACAUUACCGUAUACAUACUAAUGAACGACCUUAUUCUUCGCUCUAUUCCUGGAUGCGGGAAGAGUUUUAUUCAACGCAGCGCCUUGACUGUUCAUAUUCGAACACAUACGGCGAGAAAAACCCCAUCAGUGCCAACACAUUGGCUGUGGCAAACGGUUCUCUGAUUCUUCGAGUCUUGCACGGCACCGACGUAUACACACUGGAAAGCGUCCAUACAAAUGUGCCCAUGAUGGUUGUUCCAAGAGCUUUUGCAGAAAAACCACCAUGGUUAAGCAUCAACGGAGAUCGCAUCAGCAGGGGAUGAACCCCAACGAUAUCGACGAUUGCUCCUCGGAUUCUGAUGAUGACGAGUCUCCCUCUACUCCCCAGCACUCCUCUAUGACCUGGUCGCCUCACGAUAUGGUUUCUAUGGGCCAAACAGCACCAAACGGCUCACUCCAUCGUGCAUCCUCUUAUGCCGACUUUGAAUCUCAGGUCCAUGGUCACCAUAUGCCGGCUCACUAUGCCCACAGACAUGGAAUUCCCACCACUGUCCCGCAUGAGUACCACGGGCAUACGGUGCCCGAUCAACACGCCCACGUUCAACUAGUUCAUCGAGCCGCAGCCAUACCGCGCCAGGCAUACUAUGUAACUGAGCAAGGGAACCCUGGCGUUGCCACAAUGACCAGUUCCUUGCCUCCUCAUUACCACCUAUCACAACACGUGGAGCGACCUGCCUUGGAGAUGCCGUAUUCGGCCCCAGGAAUUCCGACAUCGAUUCAGAGUAGCCCCAGCACCUUCUCUGCCACUUCGGUCCCAAGCCCCAUGGUUCAAGAUGGCUUCUAUGCUCACCAGCCGACAACCCAGGCAGCAUAUACAGCAGCAGAAGCCCAACCAGCUAUGGUUCAAUAUCACCACCCUGUUCAGCACCAUAUGGCCCAGGCCCAGCAGCCGGUUGUAUCACAGCCGCAGCAUAUGCCUGCCACGACCGAACACUACCCUCCACCAUCAGCGCAUCCGCAACAAGAGCAGUGGUCCAAUUACGACCCUCCGAUUGAGGUUACAACCAUUGGACAACUGCCUGCGUAUGGGAGUGCAGUGUACGAUAUAUAUGCACCCAAGUUGGAGUUUGACGAUCCUUCACUGCAGCUUCCAAGCAGCAGACUGGCGAGCAUGUGAUCAGUCCGCUCCUAAUGCCACUCCAUAAUUUACGAAUAUUGUCUUCAGCACACGACAAGAUAUCGCCCUGUUUCUUCACGAUAGUUACCUGUAACAUUACGAUCAUACCACGGCUGGACCACGCAACGAUCUCUAUUUCAUGAAUUUUAUUUCUACUCUUGAAGAGGAUAUACCCGUUGGGACGUUAUUGGAAGAGAACAGGAUAGAGCAUUACUCGAAAACCAUCAAUCUUUCUCUAGAUCUUAUGAAAGAUGUCACCCACGAUUUGGAACACCGUUCUUGUUUUUUUCUUCAUCAGUUGGAUCUUGUGUAAUUCGAGCUGAGGAGGGGUUUGUUCAUCUUUUGCCAGUCACUUUUUACCUGAGCAUCCGCGACUUUGGAUCAAGGGCGUUGCAGCGGCUCAUUCUUGCUACUCGGAUUCUCUUUAUAUUGGAUUAUUUGAGCAGCAGCCCAUUGCGCCUGAGUAUUUCUCCUAAUCUUGUCAUCGUUUGUUUUCUUGUCUUUUGCAACAUUGAGUAGCACCAAUACCCUAUGUCAGGUUUUCAUGUUGAGGUUUCGUUGGGCGGAUAAUUUACUGGGAGUAGGAGGUGGGCAGAUGGCAGGAAGGGCUCGUGCACGCAUAUGGAUUGACACCAGCAUUGAAUAUCUGAAGACUUGGAAAUAGAGGCUUAAUGUCCACAUCUAAUACACAUAUAUUAUUUUGUAACCA